This is a messenger RNA of Octopus bimaculoides (California two-spot octopus), 3012 nucleotides long. Its product is annotated as PDZ domain-containing protein 8. Gene Ontology annotation, molecular function: lipid binding; protein binding. NCBI's taxonomy places the organism in Eukaryota, Metazoa, Mollusca, Cephalopoda, Octopoda, Octopodidae. Gene Ontology annotation, cellular component: mitochondria-associated endoplasmic reticulum membrane contact site. Gene Ontology annotation, biological process: mitochondrial calcium ion homeostasis. The record is from RefSeq and is a predicted model, not a curated record.
GCUUCAGUUAAAUAACCGUUUGUGUUAUCACACUUCCCCCUGCAUAUUACCAUGGUUUGCACUUUGUCCAUUAUAAGUUAUUGAACAGACAAUCAUUACUGUCAUCACUAUCAUCAGAACCAUUCGUCAAGAAAUAGCAACAGUUUGCUAACCGCAGUAGAGAUAGACACGCAGAAAAUGAAAAGCGAAGCGACUGCUACGUCGAUAGGCACCGUUGCCGCUGCCGCCGCUGUUUAGCCCUUGGUCAACUCUAAACGAGCAGACCUAUUGAUCAAAAGUAUUUCAGCUGCGACCGUUCCAUCACUUCAUAUUUUAAGGAUUGCCUAAAACUACAUUAUUUGAUGGGUCCUGUCAUCAUCUAAGACGGUAAAUAUUAUAUGAAGGAGAUCUGUAGAUCUGCCUUCUAUUUCUAGCAUGCAGCUCAACCGGUCGGCUCGUGGCUGCUGCUGCUGUUGUUGACAAUACCAGAGAAACAAGGGAGAUGACUCUCCACAUUGAUAAAACGCACGCCACUUGAAUGGGUGACACAUUCCCACACUGACGUUUUAAUGGAAACACUCAUGUACACAUUCGCACGCACCUUGCUUUUUACACUCAUACAUUCAACAACGUAGCAAAGGUGAGAUAUGGUUGCCGAAACAGUUAGAUUCAUUUAGCUAAUGUCUCAGUAGUGAAAAGAGAGAAAAAAAAGCAUAAAACGAACGAAAACAAGACAUAAAUCAUAUCAAUUGCACCAUAUUUUAUACACCAAUUAAAAUAGCCGACUAAUUUCUAACGUUGGCGAAACAUUUAGUGUGGAAUUAAAACCAGUUGAAAUUCUGAGAAUCAUUUUGAAGUUUUAUGAAAGCAAAGAAGGGAAAAAAGCUACAUUUUAAUUUAUUAGUCAUGCAAACAGUUGUGCAGUUCCUGAAAGCCACAUUAAAAGACUGUGACCUUAUAUUCAGCUUUAGACACUUAAAGAAUAUAAGUGGCAAAAGAGCUUAGAACAAAUCAUAGACUUAAGCUAGUAACUGUUAUAUUGUUUGCUAAUAACAUGAGAAGAAAGAAAUAUGAAACAUUCUUAGAUAAUUCUGUGAUCUUACUUAGAAAAUGUCACCUUCCUGUUUGCCAUACGUCUUGGCUGUGGCUUAGAUCCUCUUCAGAUUUUAGCGACAAUAAUAAUACGUAACCCACAUUUGCUAAAACAAAGAAACAGAAGAAAGGAGAAAGAAUUGAAAUAUCAAAAAUGUAGAUUAAAAACCACUAAGAAACAAAGCAAGCAUAUAUUAUUCAUCUAAUUGCCAUAUUUUUCCACAAGUGCAUAAUACAUUUUAUCAUCAAGUGUAAAGAAAAACCCUGUCUUGAACAUAUCAGUAAUUUUAUUCUAAAAAAAAAAAGAACGCCAAAGAAGCUCUGCCAAAAAAAAAACAAAAAAACUCUCUAGUCUCAGCAUACACACACACACACACACUAAAGAAAACAGAAACUCAAAUAAAAUAUCCAAUGUCUUUCAUUGCUACUAUGUAGAAUUGAUUGUCCAAAAAAAUAAGUUAUGUGUGAGAAAUUUUAAAAUAUAUUACUGGAAGCUUCCUGUCGGAUUACAUGUUUUUUUUACCGGUGGUAUGAAGUUGGUAUUUCCAAAAUGAUUGUCAUCAUUUUAGUAUCCACCUUAGCUGGUAUGAUACUAACUCUCAUUAUACAAUACAUAUGGAUUCGAAGAUGGUUUUCCAGUCUGCCAGAAGAACCAAUUCCAAAGAAACCACAAUUUGGGAAAUUUCAGUGUCCAGAGGAGUUGUUUAAAUUAUCUGGUGAUGCUAAUGGUAAAUUUGAAAAGGAAAGUUGCCGAUUCUUGAAUUUGAUAUUCCAGUUCCUCUUUCAAGAAUUGAGAGAUACAAGAGAAGUGCGAAGAUGGGUUGCGAAACGUAUGAGCAUGGAAUUUGAAGACAUGUUACAGACAACAUCAGGCAAAUUAUUGGACCAGAUUGUGGUUAGAGAUUUCAACCUUGGCACCAGGUUUCCAACUUUUCAUUCAGUUAUUGUAAAAAAUGAAGUAAAGGAUUCUGCCUUGGAGGUGCUGGAAAUAGCAUUGGAUAUUGAAUAUUCUGGUGGAUUCCAGAUGGCUGUUGAUGUUGAUCUCAUGUUUGGGAAAUCUGCGUAUUUGUCAAUCACUGUUACAAAGUUGGUCGGCAAAGCACGUCUCCUAUUCACCCGUGACCCUUAUACACAUUGGAAUUUUGCUUUCUAUGAGGAACCACAUAUGGAGUUUGAAGUUGAGCCUAGAAUUGAAGGAAAAUCUUUCCCUCAAAUAACUUCAUUUAUAAUAAAUCAGAUCAAAAGAGUCGUCAAAAAGAAGCAUACUUUACCAAACUACAAAAUUAGAUUUCGACCAUUUUUCUUCAAACCUGAAACACUCCAUCCACAGGCUGAUUUCUAUAUACAUGGCAUUCCAUUAGGUGUUGGUGGGCUUGAUGUUAACGUAAUUGGUUGCAGCCGCCUUGCCAAAAUACCAUCAAAUGUUGCACUCUUCUGCACCGUCUCCCUCAGUAAGUCGGCCAUCUUCUUUGUCUCUUUCAUCCUUGUUUUGUCUGUUUACAUCUGAGGCACAGAUAUAACCAAACAGUUUUUCUUGAAACAAGAUAUCUCCUCCAUAUCACAUCUCAUCACACCCUGCCAAACCUCAUCAAAAUUAUCUCAUGGCAUUUCCUUUCACCAUAUUCUUUUAUCACAUCAAGUACUGCUAUUGGCAGUAUAUUUGAGUGCAUAGUAUUGCUACUAUAGCUGUCAUCACCACCUGUCAUCACCACCUAUCAUCACUAACACCAACAUCACUACUGCUCCUGUCACCAACACAUCAGCCACCAUCAUUGUCAUCAUCUUCUGACAGUGCUGAUCAAUAUACACACACAUGCGCACAAUGUUCAUGUACUAUCUUUACAACUCCUACAAUUUAUUAUAUCAGAGUUGAGAUCCAUCAAUCAGUUUUAUGAGAAUCAUCACAACACUUUCAUGUGUUCUGAUGUUUCUAAUAAAAGU